Ostertagia ostertagi is the source of this 600-nucleotide messenger RNA. The record is from the annotation of a GenBank genome assembly. NCBI's taxonomy places the organism in Eukaryota, Metazoa, Nematoda, Chromadorea, Rhabditida, Trichostrongylidae.
UUGGCAGCGGAAGAGGCACGAAGAGAGCAGAAGACCGAGUCAGGACCGUUUGCCGUUCGGAAGUCCACUCUUGCCUCUAACGCCCCAGUUAAAGAGAAGGGUCCGUCAUCAUUGUUCAUCUUCUCCGAAGAUAACUUCAUCAGACGCAAUGCGAAGGCGAUCAUAGAAUGGGGCCCGUUCGAAUAUUUCAUCCUGCUUACUAUAAUAGGAAACUGUGUCGUGCUCGCCAUGGAACAACAUCUUCCGAAAAACGACAAAAAGCCGCUUUCCGAGUUAUUGGAGCGUACCGAGCCAUAUUUCAUGGGUAUUUUCUGCUUAGAAUGCGUACUGAAAAUCAUUGCUUUUGGUUUUAUUGCUCACAAAGGAUCGUACCUGAGAUCCGGAUGGAACAUCAUGGAUUUUAUAGUAGUAGUUUCCGGCGUAGUCACGAUGCUUCCGGUAUCGCCAGCCGCUGGUGGCGGUGGCACUGCUCAAGUGGAAACGGUCGACCUGCGAACUUUACGAGCUGUGAGGGUGUUACGACCGUUGAAACUAGUCAGCGGUAUUCCCAGAUUCUUCUGCCGUGAUAUAUUCAUUGAUUCCUAUAUUCAUGACAAAAUA